Molecule: messenger RNA, 656 nt
Organism: Hippocampus comes (tiger tail seahorse)
Lineage: Eukaryota; Metazoa; Chordata; Actinopteri; Syngnathiformes; Syngnathidae
Product: platelet glycoprotein 4-like
Exons: 4
Coding region: 339-656 (105 amino acids)
Biological process (GO): receptor-mediated endocytosis; long-chain fatty acid import into cell; lipoprotein transport
Cellular component (GO): caveola; cytoplasm; cell surface
Molecular function (GO): low-density lipoprotein particle binding; low-density lipoprotein particle receptor activity; scavenger receptor activity
Source: RefSeq, a predicted model, not a curated record
CAAAAGCUUCAAAACAGGAGGGAGUCGAACAAGGAUUUGAAGGAAUCUUAUUCGAUGCAUGGAAUGUUUAUUCGCAUGAGCGUUGUCUAAGCAUUUGCCUGGGACUUGCUCUUGUCAACCUUUCGACUGGUUAUCAACUGCUCAGAUCGCCUCAACUGAUACCUGCCUCUUGCCUGACUGAACAUUAAACCCUGGCUCAGCGUAUAUAAGCGUUGUUCUGGGGAGAAGUGCGCACCUUCUACCUGGCAUCGGCCAACGCUGACGCCGAAGCCUGCGAUAGGAGGCGCGCACAAAAAGAGAGAGACCGCGGAAACGCAGCCGGGCGCACGCAGAGAGAGAUGGGCUGCUGUAACAGGAGGUGCGCACUCCUCACCGGAGCCGUCGUCGGGGCGGCGGUGGCCCUGCUGGGGGGCAUCCUGAUCCCGGUGGGGAACAAUCUCAUCGAGGAAACGGUCUUGCAGGAAGCCGUGAUCGCACCCGGAACGCCGGCGUAUGAGAACUGGCUGUCACCGGGGGGAGCAGUCUACAGACAGUUCUGGUUCUUCAACGUGCAAAACGCCAGGGAGGUGGUGGAGGAAGGUGCCGCACCGGUGGUGGCGGAGAAGGGACCUUACACCUACUUGACCAGGUACUUACCCAAACUGCGCAUGGGUUGA